AUGCAUGCUGAUGCGGAGGGCCCUUUGGACCGACACUCGGUGCCGGCCACAUCGACAGCCUUUCCGUCUCUUCCCUUCUUGACAGACGCAUAUAUCCAGGGGCCACAGUCUUCUGCAGCAGCGCAGCAGCACUUUUUGCUGCUGCAGCCGAGCAGCACCCCAGAGCCCGUCUGCGGUCCUGGGGUGGAGCGGCUUAGCGCCGCAGGUGUUGAAGGCUGGGUGCCAGACACGACAGCACCGUCUGCGAUGCAUCUUCUGGGAGCUUCUCGCGACGGAGAGGCGGGGGAUUUUAUCUCUGGAGUUCAAGACCCGACAUCGUUUGCAGCUUCAUACUUCGGCUCGUACCUCUGCUCGCCCUCUACAGAUAACGCGCAAACCCCUACAGCAGCAAACGCUCAUUCUUCUCUAUCACCCAUUCAACUUGUAACGAGUCCAGAAACAGGAGGCGGCAGCAGCACCGUUGGCGGAGCUCCUCUUGGAGGGCAUCCACUUUGCUCUGGAAUGCCUUUCCCCUUCUCGCAGCCAAGCCCUGUGACCGGUGGCCUUGCACAAGAAGGCCCCCCAAGUGAUGCCAACCAAACAUAUACUGUGCCGCAGCAAGAAGCUACGCAUGACACACAGGGAUUCGCGUCUGACUAUGACAGACUCACGAGGGAACUUGGCAAGGACUGUGCCACCUUGAGGGAUUUGGUAACUGAUAAUCUAUCUUCCUCUGAUGAGCUGAAUUCAACGCUGGAUAAAGCAAUUCGGUCCGCUGACCAAGUGGCUAGCGUGCAGCGAAAGCUGCUGCUUUCUGUAAAUCAACAGAGGCACCUGAUUGCCGACAGCAAGAUCAUUCACUCCAAGCUGCUAAUGCUUCACCGCAUUUUUCAGAAAGUUGACCCCCAAUACAGCCAGUGGCUCGAAGAGCACGACAUCCUUAAAGACCAUAUUCAACGGGUGGAGCAGCAGCACCGGGAUUUUGUGGGAUCAGAGGAUCUGGGAGUGGACAAGGCAGACGUUCCCCUCGCCGCAAGCAGCAGAACCGUGAGCUGCCGUCGCAACAACAGCAGUAGCAACAGCAGCAACAACAGCAAACGGCGCAAAAGCACUCGACAGUACAAACGGCAGCAGCUUGCUCAGCCUCCAGGGUCGUCCGUGGGAAUUCCUUUAACCGCCGUCAAGACCGAGCGGACUCCAAGUUGCAGUUAA
Messenger RNA from Eimeria maxima, 1191 nucleotides. RefSeq lists its product as hypothetical. NCBI's taxonomy places the organism in Eukaryota, Apicomplexa, Conoidasida, Eucoccidiorida, Eimeriidae. The record is from RefSeq and is a predicted model, not a curated record. The transcript is spliced from 2 exons. The coding region runs from base 1 to 1191 and encodes 396 amino acids.